GUUUUCAAUAAAACAAUUAUUCUACUCGAGUUUGUUGGACACGAGCUGAUUAUAGCCCACGCGCUCGUGGAAUAAUUGUUAAAUAGCCUCCAGAGUCCUUUAUUUGUCCGUCAAAAUAUUUCAUUGAAAGUACCUAAUUCACAAAUAAAGGACUUGCCUAAUAAGACAACUUUAACCAGACUGAAUACAAGAUUAACAAGAAUGUUGUUGGAAAAUUAGUAGACAUUUUCAUAAAAGAUAUAUAAGCCUAAGUUUUAAAUAUGCUGUGGGAGCGGAAUAUAUCGCUAUGAAUUGAAAGGACUCUAAGCAUCCACGGAAACACCCACGUUCGACUCGCAUGUAAUUUCCACAGCUAAAGUUUCAGUUUCUCGUUCUCCUUAUAAUCCAUUCGUGUGUUGCCGUAGUCUAAAAUUCAUACGCUACAACCGGGUUCUUUCUUGAAGGUCUGUUUUGGAAGGUGAAAGCCUUCCUUGGUGCAUGGUAUUCUUAAUCAAAGGACGUUUGAGCACGUAUAGUCUGAUUUGUGGCACCAAGCUGUUCGAUCUGUUUCGGGAUGCUAUUCGCUUUUGUCAUCAGUCCAGUUUCUAACAUAAGCAUCUACAUCGAAACAUGUGGUUAAUUCCUUCCGUUUUGCUGAAAAUACAGCAGCUUACCAACAGUACGAUUGGUACAUUGGGCAAUUUAUUUUACUCGAAUGGAGCAGCUGCCUCGGAUCUCUGUCUUUUAUAUUUACCGCUACACAAUUAUUAUUUUAAAAAAUUAAGAAAAAGAUGCGUCAAUGGUAUAGCCCAAGACACGAUACACGAAGCUAACAACUUGGUUUAGUCUCAACAGGCAACCAUUUGGUUCUACGAUGUUCGUUCCUAAAGUACAUGUGUUUUGUGUGCAGUUACUAUUUAAUGAACAUUUUGCAACAUGGUCAGAUUUUCAGAACUAUUUCAUUUAUUUCGAUUACUUUAGCUUUUCAUAUGCGGAUGAUAACUAAUUUCUACAAACAGAAAUCAAUAAUUUGUAAUCGUAUAAAUUGUGUUUUCUUUAAUUUCCAUAAACAUUUAAAAAUGUGCACUGCAUAAGUAUUCACAAACUCAGUGACGAUUAAAUUAACUACCGCGGAGGAACGAAAAUAGAGAGCGCGAAGGUAACGCCGUUUGUCUCGUAUGCUGGUUGAAAUACGCAUCAUAAAUCUGUAGUUCCUAAGCAGAACAAAAGACGAGGCCAAGCUGAUCAUGAAACGUAGAAUCAAUUUUAAAAAUCUGUAAUAAUCGUAAGCUUAAAAAGGAUUUCCGUCAAAUUCAUAAGAUGAUUGAAGAAGCCCUAGCCAAAGCCAUAGCCGAAAAACACAGCACAUACAUGCAAAGGUAAGAGGUUGGCUUAAUUGAAAUUUUUACUAGAAGGAAACUUUUUGGCCAUAGUUGUAAUCAAUUUGGCUUUACAGACAUGGUAUAUAGGUUGACGUGCAAAAUAUUUCUUGAAAUCUGUUAUUAGACAAAUUGCUACUUUGCGAAGCAAUACCCGGACUUUUUCAAUUUAGUAGGUGGGAGCUCUGAGCAAACAAGAAGUUUGAUUUUAAAUGACACGUUUUUCCACUGCGGAUUUAAAUUGCCUUUACUAUGUUUUCCGAGUAUUCUUGCUCACAAAUUUGAGCGUCUGAUCUAUUCGGACUAAUAAAUUAAGUGCUUAGUUUGAUUUUCACUAUUUUUAUAACAGAAACUUCGAAUUGACCACAUUUCUCAGUAAACUGAUCUAUGAGAAACCUGAACCACUCGGUGAAAAACAAAUUCGAAGUCCAUCACGCGAAACGAAGGUCGUGAAUUGAUUCGUAGGUUAUUUGUGGAAACACUGAACGUUUCUAUUUAUUUGUUUUGUCGAAUAAAUUCAGUAUGAUAUAUUACUAAAUAUCUUAAACACGAUUUUUUUUAACAGAUAAGCCCGAAAAUUGCCAUGACAAAGGUGACAUUUAUAUAACACUGAGCGUUUAUGUGAGAAUUCUGAUUUUACAAAAACAUGAUCAUUCCUGAAAAUGCAUUUUUUUGGGGGGUGAAACAAGCCAUUAGUUUCUAUUAAGCUAAACAGCCCUUUCUUUCCGGUCAAAUUGGACAAUUUUACAAUUUCGACGAGUUUUGUUCGUAACCUAAUUUUUUUUUAAUAAAAUAGCACUUUACGUUAUUCAUGAGAUGUGCACUGUUGCAUAAUUAAAUCACCUUCUGCAAGAAAUAAAUUUAUACCAGAACCAAAGCUAUAAUUUUGAGUGAAUUAGUGAUCAACAUCUAUGAAAGCAUGCAAAUUAGACAGCCUUAGCAACUACUUUGCUGCCAUCCGUUGUUAUGCAUAUGUAUUUGAACCUGUCGUAACCACAUAGGCGCGCACGCUUAGUACUGUCCGUGGUGAGAAUCCCAUUGACAUUGUUUUUUUUUAUGAGCUUGGUAAAGGGAUCUUUGCCUCGAUUGAUAAUUCGCGUCGUAAACUUCCAUUACUUGUGUGCAUUUAGCUAAAAUGUGAAAACUUGUCAAUGGUAAAUACUCAAGAAGAGAAUAAUGCACCUUCAGUAUGUAAACACUAUAUGAAAGAUUUCAUUAGCUAAAUGACCAGCUCAGGUUCAUAUUUACCGCCCUCAUUGAUUUUUGCCGCUUAUAGCUACCACUGCCCCGAAAUACACGCACAAAAAAAAAACAACAACAACACCAAAAAAUUCGCAAGAAAGCCGGUUUGAUUUUUUGUCACUAAAUGCAUAAUUGAUUAUUAUAAGUUCUAAAGAUGUGAUCACUAAAUUGAUUGUGGGGAAUCGUUUAAAUGCAAAAAAGUAAAAUUAAGUCAUUUUAUAUACCCGUCUUAUCAUUGCAAUGCCGAUUGUCGUUUAAGGCUCUGGAUUCUAUCACUUGAAUGUAUUAAAAAAACACACAGACACAUUUAACGAGAAGGUUUAAAAAAAGCGUCUCUGUACUGGUGUGAGAUUUCUUCGGAUGUCAACAACUAAAAUAAACAUCGCUAAGCUCUUAUGUUCUCUUUUUCCAUCUUUUUUUCUUUUUGUUCCUGACUAAUUAUAACUUUUUUUAUUUGGUAGUAAGGCCUUCAAAAAUUCUUGUUUAGGAUAUAUAUAUAUACCUGCACAAAAUCUUGCAUGCAAUGGAAACACAAGACACAAGAUAUUUUCACGACUUGACACAAUUUGUACGCAUGCGCACAGCCAAUUUUUAGCUGUGCAGCCCAGCUGAAUAAUCCUGCUUGUUAAAACCAGUCAGUGCGGAUGUUUUGGUAAAUCUCUAGAUCCCUUGAGGAAUCAAUCGAAAUCAUGUCGUACUAACUACGACAAAAUCCUUUAGCAGAAGUGCAUUCUCAGUUAUGAGUUCAAGCAAAAUUCAACAUAUUAAAUUUCAGUAGAGCCGCUUAUAUGACUCCAAUUUCCUUUUGGCAAUUUCCAAUCAUUUCCAUUAGGACAAGGCUGUCAGGGUUCCAUUCUGGCUGAACAAAAACUUUGCCUUAUAAAAGCGUGAAAUAACACAAAACGACGUGAACGUUUAGUAAUGUUUUCCCUAUAUGUUUCCGUAACCAAGAAACGUCCCUUCUUUGUCCAUCCAAGCUGUCUUCGGUUACCUCUCCAAAAGCAAGUCAAAGUACAAAAAAAUUUAUGUGAUAAUGUAGAAGCAAUAAUGUGUGAAAGAAAAACUGUUGGCUUGUAAAACAUCCUUGUCGAUAAUAUAGCCUUUGCGUGUCAACAUUUUGUUAUACCUGCCACGCCAUAACUUGUUCGUUUAGUAGUUACGUUUUAUUAAUGUUGGUGACGUAAAUCACUGACACUAUAGGGAUGGAAUAAAGGCUAGAUUGUUAAUAUAUAAAACGGUCGUGAGCGAGCACAAAAUUCUGAUGUUUCUCGUUUGAAAGUCAAAUCAUGGCAACGUUUACAGCAUUGAUUGAUCGUGACUAACAUUAGAAGGCGUAAAAGGCAAUAACAUUUCCAAAUAAUAUCACACUGAAAAGGGCGACACAAUUAAAUUUCAUCUCGUGGCUUUUUUCUGAGGAGUGGCUCAGUGUGUGGUGAAUUGUGUGAGGACAAAAAUCCAAUAACGAAAGAGAUUUGUUAGUCCGCGUGAAACAAAUCACGGUACAUCGGGGUGAUAAGCGCACCGCACUCGGUUCGGAUAUUAAACACUCGUCGAAGACCGGAUUGUGAAAAAUCAGUUUCAGAAGAUUCAACGCUCAAGAAGACUAAACCGCGACUAGAGGACCUGAAAACGUACAAUAAAAAUGUUCAACAAUUCCAAUGGAACAGUGGCAAAUGCAACAAACUCCACUGUUGCUCCACCGUCACAGUCCUUUAUUCCUGUGAGUAUCAAGAUCGGCAUGACGACAGCAUAUGUAGUGAUUUUUAUUAUUGCUCUAUUCGGCAAUACCUUUGGCUUGUUCGUGGUGUUGAAGAAGUCCUCUCGAUCUACCAGCGUCACGAAUCUGUUCAUCGCGAACAUGGCCGUUGCAGAUCUCCUUUUAACUUUCACAGUUAUGCCGUUCCAAGUGAGCUUCUACUACCGUGGAACCGCCUGGAUUGGAGGAAUACUGGGUGACAUAACAUGCAAGGCUUUAUUUUACCUCAUCCCAGUUUCAAUAGCGGCGACUGUUUUAACAAUGAUGCUCAUUUCAUUCGAUAGGUUUUAUGCGAUAUUCUAUCCUUUAAGAGAAAAGAUCUUCCGAAAGCCGAAAAUCUUGUCAUGCACCAUCUGGAUCCUGUCUUUUGUGUUGAUGUUGCCAUAUCCUAUGUUGUUUCAAGUUCGGUUUAAUUCAGAUCUAAACGUGGAUCAAUGUAUACAAGUUUGGCCCUGGGAAGAUCCAAACGAUACAACCCAUGCGGAAACUUAUCGCGUCCUCAAGAUCUUCCACAGCACCGUUUUCGUUCUACUUUACGCACUGCCACUUUCUAUAACUAUUGUCAUCUACUUCUUAAUUUGCCGGAAACUAUGGCUUCGGAAAAUCCCUGGAAACCUAACAGAUGGUAAUCGCGCCGCGGCUGAAAAAUCGAAACGCAAAGUUGUGCGACUGCUGGUCGUCAUUGUCGUGAUAUUUGCAUUGUGUUGGUUCCCGAACUAUGUCAAUCACUACUUUUGGUUCGUACGACCUGAUCUAUAUCUAAAGGGCAUGUUACCCCUUGAAGUGGAAUUCUUCAACAUCUGGAUAGGACAUGCAAACAGCGCAAUAAACCCAUGUGUCUAUAUCCUGCUUAAUGCUAAGUUUCGCAAGGAACUUGUCGUGAUGCUUGCUUGUUGCCCUUGUCUUCGGGAUUACAGCGAAAAGUUGUCUCGUUUCUUGUCCUCAAACAAUGACUGCAAUGAUAACAGUUUUACAACAGGCGGCACCAUGUGGAAAAUGAUGUCUUUUGGUCGAGUUACAGCGUACACCUUACCGUGUAGCCCCACGGGAAAUGAAAGAGGACGCACGAAUCUCUCUCUGUCGUGGAUGAGUGUCAGAGAAAAUGGUCCGAAGGAGGAAAAACAGAGUGAUAAUGCAACGUUUACCACCGCUGACACGGGAGCAGAAACACCCUCAGCUUAGUGACGCGUCGCGCGUUCACCCUUUAACUGCAAGGAUAGUUGUUUCUGCGCAUUACAGAACAGUUUCCGUCAUGCUUUUCAAGAGAUAGAGAGGCGUGGCACAGAUUUCAAAAAGCUGAGUAGUCGAUUCGACAAUUGGUUCAUGUUUUCACUUCCAACUUGGAACACUAUUCCGGAAUGGCCCAUGCAUGACAACUGGUUGAUACACAGUGUACUCCUCUUUCCGCCUUUUGAACCUUACUAACCGCUACAGUUUCAAUAGGCCAACAUUUACGUACUGUAUAGGUUUCCUGUCUUAGAAACAUCCAGAAAAUAGACGUUUGGACAUUUGAGUAGUCGGACACAUGAUCAGAAACGAAUUCUGUAGACCAUGAACGGAGGAUACUCGAGUAAAAUAUCGAGCCGAGAGAUACUAUCAGUACAUAUAAAUUAUGUAUCAUCGGAAAAUAUGUAUACGAAUCAUUCUGUCACAUUUCAAAGAACUGUACUGUAGGCAAUAAGGUAAGAAAUUAUUCUAGCCCUGUCCACAUAUCUCGCGUAUAGCCUGCCUCAAAGGGAACAAAGUUUUUGGCAGACUGCAUACCCUUUGAGUUUAAUUGUCGUAGUUUUCAUAAUUGCAAUCGGAGUACAGUUGGACUCCGCUAAUUCGAACUCGGUUUUUUCGAAUUCCCCGUAAUUUCGAACUCAAAGCCAUUUCCCUUGGAUUUGCCUUUCAGUCAUUUACUAUCGACUAUUUCGAACUAUUUUUCGUUUCCCCCGAGAGUUCGAAAUAGCGGGGUUCAACGUUACUGGAAUUCACUUAAUAUUGACAGAUUUUGUUUUCCUAUACAGUUGAACCCAGCUAUUCAAACUCGGAUAUUUCCCUUGGAUUUGCCCUUCAGUCAUUUACUAUCGGGUAUUUCGAACUAUUUUUCGUUUCCUCUGAGAGUUCGAAAUACCUGGCUUCAACUGUAUUUAGUAUCAGGGAGUUGGGGGGUUAAAGGGGGAGGGGAGAGAGAGAGUGUGUGUGUGUGUGUGUNGGGGGGGGUAGGAAACCCUUAUCCUAAGAGGCCAGACAGCACUACACCACUGAAAUAAGCUAUACUCGCAAAUGGAUAAUAUUAAUAUUCAUAUUAUUAUUAAUUUUGCCACAAGCACUUCAAUUGACGAGCCUCUUAAAUUAAGAUGUAAAUUAAACAAACUCUCAGAACAGUAGAGUAUAUGCGAAUGAAUUUUUUCUUGAUCAAAACUGAUUCUGACAUGUACAUACUUCUACAUAUUAUGUACAUACUUUACAGCGGAUAAAUUCUGUCAGCAACACCGCGAUAUGAUAUGUUUAGUCAUGUUAGCAAUGUAUAAAAUGACUUUCAAAUCAAAGAAAAUCUCAUAGUAAUUAACUCCAUGGUCAAGUGUGGACCAAGAUGAAAAAAAAAACCAGUUAGUUAAUAAGUGAGCACCAGUAAAAACUAAAAGGAAUGAAUGGGUCGAAAUUGGAAGACUGGGCCAGGACACAGUUAAGAACGCGAAGAAUUGGGAGUGUGCCCAAGAGGAGGCAUUCACUCCAUUCACUAUAUCUUAACUGAAACCAACAACAGGACCGUUGAUUUAGCCAGAUUAAAUUAGGACAUCGCAGGGUUCAUUAAGAUGCCCCUUAUAAAUAUUUUACGAAAUAGUGAGUUAAAUAAACGGAUGUAAGUUACAACCUUUUAGUGAAUUUAAGAAAUUAUGUUUCAUGGAGUGGCUUCUGAGUCAUAAAUCACCCGUCGUCUAUUAGCGAGGAUAACGUCCAAAUAAUGAUGAGUUAAUGUGGUUUCUUCCUGUCUCCGAAACUGUAAAAUAUUGAUAAUGUAAGAUAAUGUAACUUAUUAUUAACUGUGAAUAAUAAAGAAGUAUGAUAAGGUGCAUAAAA
This is a messenger RNA of Orbicella faveolata, 7425 nucleotides long. RefSeq names its product substance-K receptor-like. Gene Ontology annotation, biological process: G protein-coupled receptor signaling pathway. Gene Ontology annotation, molecular function: G protein-coupled receptor activity. NCBI's taxonomy places the organism in Eukaryota, Metazoa, Cnidaria, Anthozoa, Scleractinia, Merulinidae. The record is from RefSeq and is a predicted model, not a curated record. Gene Ontology annotation, cellular component: plasma membrane.